Messenger RNA from Lytechinus pictus (painted urchin), 5461 nucleotides. RefSeq names its product transmembrane protein 43-like. The record is from RefSeq and is a predicted model, not a curated record. The coding region runs from base 1491 to 2687 and encodes 398 amino acids. Gene Ontology annotation, biological process: lipid metabolic process; nuclear membrane organization. The transcript is spliced from 9 exons. Gene Ontology annotation, cellular component: nuclear inner membrane; nuclear envelope. NCBI's taxonomy places the organism in Eukaryota, Metazoa, Echinodermata, Echinoidea, Temnopleuroida, Toxopneustidae.
AUUGAUUUUGGGGUCAAAAGGUCAAAGGUCAAGGUCACAGUGACAUAUUUUCAUCUUACCCUUCUAUCUUUAUCCACCAAACACGGAGUUAGUUCCAGUCUUACUAAACCUGUUUCACUAAAUGUCCCUUGAUAUUGAUACUAUCGGUAGAAAGAGCAGAAGAGACGUAGCCUUAGUCACAAAAUAGCAUAAUUUUUAAAAAGCAAAAAUAUAAAACUGCAAUUAUUGUGAUGAAUUUGGAUAUACAUUCAAUCAAAAUAAUAGAAGAGGAAAAAUAUGUACCAUGCAUACUUGAACCAUGAAGACUGGAGCAUGCUAUUGCUGAGAAAAUGAAAUUACGGAUAAUUCAUUUCAUAACAAAAAAAUCACAUGUGAGAUGGGUACCCCUGGGAUAGUAAAUUUUGAUAAUUUACGGAAGUAAACCACAAUGGUUUUCUUUGUGAAAUAAUGAUAAUUAUAUGUUUAUUUAUUGUUCCAAACAUCAUCAAAAUAUAGUCUAACAUGAAAUUUUUAAUUCUUUAGAUACUGAAACACACAAUUUGACCAAUUCUUUGCAUAAAUUAGAGAUAGGAUUUAUCAAAAUGUUAAUAAGGGUCUGAAAACAACGAAUACGAGUCCAGUUAUGGAUGACCUGACGUAGAAUCUUUAUCGAUUCAAUUAUUUUACUAUUUCAAAAUGAUCAUGGUUUUGUUGCAUUUUAUCAACCAUUUUUAUAGCUUCUGUGCAUUACAAUUAUUAUUGAAUGAGCUAUCACACCCGUUUUGCAAUGUAAUUUCAACUUCUAUGAUUGAUUACGUAAGAUUAUAAUUUCCAAAUUUCGAGGCACUUUUGAAUGUCACAGUCUACCCACGUGAAAGAAGUUAUGACAGGUUCGCAGGUGUCAUAAAUAUUUAAUCAGGUUGUUGUCCCCGAUGUUGGCAAAGAGGGCUUCGUGAAACGGUUAGCAGACAAGUAGCUCACUAUCUCCGAUUUAGUCAAGAAGUUAAACUUAUGACGGUGUUGAGAAAUGGGCCCCUGGUAGCCUCUUGAUUUUGAAGUCGAAAGUUCAAAGGUCAAGAUCGCAGUGACAUGUUUUCAUCUUACCCUUCUGAAGUCCUUGUUAACGCGAUAACUUUAGCUUAACUUAACUUAGGCUCUUAUAAUUUGGUGUGUAUGAUACGAGCAUAGAUCCUAAGAAUUCUAUUGAUUUUGAGGUCAGAAGGUCAAAGGUGAAGUUACCACCUUCCACUUUUCUUGCUUGACCAAUAACUCCAUUUACCACGUUACAGGCGGGCGUAUUAUAUGCUUGCCUUAGCGACACUCUUGUUGUGUGUGCUAUAGAGAAGUGACAAACUAAAUGACAAUUUGAUAAAAUCCACCAGAAUACAGAUUCUGUCAUAUCUCUGAGAAAAAUAUUGAGAAAAGACCAUGUUCAGAAAACCACCUCAGGUUCCCUAGUUAUAUGAAGAAUUUGUUUAUUUUUCAAUCUGCAGUAUCCAGAUGAUCCAGGUAUGCAUAAUGUAGGUGGAUUGCCAGGGGUUAGUGCCUCCAGACUACCAUCUACCUAUAGUAAGAGAGGAGACUCCACGUUUGUCGAACGUGUAAGCAACAGCUUCACAGGGUCCUUGCUAGGGCUUGGUCUUGUAGCUAUUGGACUUUUCAGCAUCACAGUCAAUGAGAGCUUUGCUGCAUAUGUCUCAUGGCAGCUGGAUGAUGGCUUGCGCAAUAUUAUCCCUUUGGAAUCCAGUGAGGUGAUAUUUACAGAAAAUAACAAUAAGCUUAUACAUGUUACGGGAAAGCUACGAACAACUGAGCCCCUGGUUGAUUCUCAGUUUGGUAUAUCAGUCAGAGCAGUGAAACUACGUCGUCAUGUCCAGAUGUAUCAGUGGGUUGAACAUAGGAAGCAAUUAGCAGGAGAUGAUAUCCAAUAUACAUACACUAAAGAAUGGAAGUCAGAGCUCAUUGACAGUGACACUUUUGAAAACUCUGCCAGGCACACCAAUAAAAAAGAAAUGUCUGUCCAAGGCACUACAUUUGUUGCAAUCAGAGCUUAUAUUGGAAACUUCCAGUUGAAGGAGCCGUUGAAGGAAAAGAUUGAAAGCUUUGACCCUUAUAUCGCCAACCAGCAACCACCCAAUCCAAGCAUCAAACUACACAAUGGAUUUUAUUACUUCUCACUUCCAAACAGACCUAUGAUAGGAGAUGUGAGAGUGACAUUCAGCUAUGCUGGUGUGAGUGGUCCGGAGAACAGCAUUAUAGGGCCACCUGCUACUGUGAGCAUAAUUGCAAAGCAAGCAGGAGGAAUUCUGACUAAUUAUGUAGAUAACAGUGGUACAGCAAGAGAGAUGGUUCAGAUGGGAAAAUGGUCUGCAGAGGAAAUGCUGAUUCACCAUUUGAAUUUCCAGACGUCACUGACAUGGUGUUUAAGGAUUGGAGGAUGGUUGAUGGUAUUCUUAGGAUUUUUUUUUAUGAAACUCAUCAUAUUCUAUGUCAUGGAUCUGGUACCUGCCUUGCAGAAGAUAGCAUCAUUUGGUCUGAUCAACUUCAAUCUAUGCUCUUCAUUUUCACUAGCAUUAGGUUUUGCAGCCUUAUGUUAUAUAAUGACCAGACCCUUUCAAGCACUUCUCAUGAUGACUAUAGCAUUACUUCCAGCAAUCAUUGCCUUUCUACGUCAUAAAAAAUCACACAAGGAAAGUUUGAGAUUAUGAGUACAUACCAUCAAUUAAAAUUAUAUUUUUUCCAGAUUAAUUUGUAUUCAUAAAUGUAAUAAAAUAUUUAUUUUAGUAUUUUUGUUUUAGGAUUGAGAUUGAUUGUAAGAUCGUUUAUUUGUAGGUGGUGAAGAGGUGUUUAAAAAUUCAAACAAACUAACAAGUUAACAACCUUUAAAAGAUACGAGUUAUCAUUAACAAAAUUGUACAAAUUGACUAUGAUAUAGUAUUCGAUUUAGAGUGAAGAAUUUUCUACUUUCUACUCUUUUUUAGAUUUUACUUUAAGGAAUUGCAAUUUUAAAAAGAGCUUUAAGAUACUACUUUACUUUGAAUUAACAGAUGUAAUGUUUUUUAAUGUUUUUUCUUCAAUCAAAUAUGUUGUUUGCAUAUGGCUAUUUUCAUUUUCUAUGAAUAUUAUUCUUUUAAUCAUGCAGUUUUUAUUGAAUUGAUAUUCUUUUACAAAAGUAGAGCAAGGUUGCAACAUUUCAUGUGAAAACAUAAGAUUGUUCCUAGAAAAUGAUUCUUCGCCAUACCUCUAUCAAUUCAGAAUCUAUCAUGGUACAAUGUAAGAAGAACUUUAGGGCCCUCUAUAGUCUGAGAUGAGCAAGUAAGUUUAGUCUUAUUCCUCAGACUCCUUGAUAAGUAUCAUAUGGCAUGUCUGCAAGCUUAUGCAUGUAUGCAUGUAAGAUUGUACCAUUAUUCAGUGCCUAUUCAAGAGAUGAUGUAAGCAAGGAAUGUAUAAAAUACAAAUGAAAUGAGCCAUCUAUUGCUGAGCUGACUGUUGUAUGGUCACGUUUCUUUUGUCUUCAGUAUGAAGUGAGAAAAUACAUGUUACUGAGCCCCCCCCCCCCCCCCCCCCAUCCUCAAUAUCCCCUGAAAGUUGCAAAAUAGCCCUUAAAUUAUCAUAGGGCCUAAUAGACACAUAAUUUGGAAAGCACAGGAGCAGGGACUGAAGCCGCCAUAAUUUUCCUUGCUCUUCAGGGGUUUUUCUUGUCACCUGCCAUCAUUUUCACUAAGUGUACCAAGAUGGUUAAAUUAGUGAAUAAAAAUAUAUUUGUUUUGCUAUUUUGACUAGUCUGUUGAAUAUCUAUAUCCUGAGAAAAUAUAGAUUCUUUAACAGUCUCAUUUAGGUAUUGCACUAUCAUAGUAUAAAAAAAUUGAAUUGAAUUGAAUCGCAUACUUUUAACACUCCAAACUAGCAUUUAAACUCGUGUUUUUUUGCUGAAAUCCUUAUGGACAAUCAGUUCAUGAAAUCAGUGACGAUUGUAUUACUGUAGAUUACUGCUAUACCUGGUUUGGGGAUGAAUUCUAAUUAUUGUUUGUAAAUCAGUUAUGCAUAGUAUAACUAAACACCAAACUAUCAAGCCCUACUUGGUAUCUGUACAACCCAACUGCUGGUAAAGUAUUAGAUAUUUCCUCCAAAUAGGGAAUAAGAUUGUGUGUAUCCAUGUUUUUAAAGCAGCUGUUAGUUUAUGUGCUGAAAGAAUAUCCAAUAUUGUAUUGCAUGGUUUAUAAAAGUGUCGAUGUGCCCAAGAUAUUUGCAGCUCUUUGAGAUUUAAAUGUAUGUUUAUUACAUAUUAAGUUUCCAAUUAAGUUAAGAGUAAGCUUAUUAUGUACCAGUAUGAAACUAAAACUAAAAAACCUUAGUAACACUUAGUCUUAUUUUAUAAAUAUUUUGUAAAAUCAUUCCAAGUAACCUUUUCUUAAACAUCGUUACUGUAGUCGAUAUUCAAAUUGAUUAUUGCAUUGAUCAAAAUAUUAAUUUAUCUUCUUUCAUUUCUUUCACAGUAUCUGUUUAGCCCAUCAACAAUUCUCAUAGUCUAAUCCAUCAAAUUUAAUUGGUCAGCAGCUCUUAUUGUAGCUUGGUGACAAACAUUAAUUUUGUUCAUAUCAUAUUAAACCAACAUUGUUCACUUAAUAUUGAUGUGCUUUAUUGUACAGUGUCUGACUAUGCCUGAGAGUUAACCCUCAGCAUUUUGCAUUAUUCAGCACUGAAUCUUAGGAUUAUAUUAUAAGGAUAGGAUAUCAUUCAUCCUUUCAUAUUACUAACUUCACAUACUUGAACCAUAAAAACCUUGCCUCAGAGAGAAAUCAUUUUCAUUACUUCCUUUUCAUAUAUAGUGCCAUCUAGUGUGAGUCACAAGAAAGCCAUGAAAUGGUUUGUAUUAACUUUGUUUUAAAUUAGUAUGAAAACGGAGGUUGCCCAGCAAGGAAAUUUGGAAAGGAAGUGACAGAAUUCAUUUGUCUGAAAAGAGAGUUUCUUUCGGUUAUGACUCAAAAUUUAUUCAUUUGGGACAUUCAAAAGUUCUAAUAUUAAACUUUACUACAGUCCCAUGGAUAUUGCAUGCAUACUAUCUUUGAGUAUCAAUAUACAUAUUGACACUUUUGGAGUAGUGUAUUACUAUUAGUAGUAUACAUACACAAUGUAUAUUAAAAGCAAGUAAAAAAGAAAGCUUGAUCAUUGUUUGGGAAUGGAGAUUUUAUUUUCUUAAGUUACAAAACUAUUUAGGAAAGGUCAGUAAAAUGAAUUAUACUCAGUAUCGUUCUACAUUCCAAUAUUACAAAAGUGUAGUGGUCAGUAAUGUUUUACAGCCAUUAGAAUUCAAAUUUGGCAUUUUUCUUCAGCUGUUAUAAUUUAAAUUUGGCAUCUAGUGCCCUCAUUCUUGGUAAUGAAAUUUAUUGAAAAGAGAUGGCUUCAUCUUCAUUACAAAAUACUGUGUUUUUUUUAAUCUAAAAAUUACAUGUAUAUCAAACUCGCCUUAGGCUAUCCCCCC